Tripterygium wilfordii is the source of this 1985-nucleotide messenger RNA. Its product is annotated as laccase-3-like. The record is from RefSeq and is a predicted model, not a curated record. Gene Ontology annotation, molecular function: copper ion binding; hydroquinone:oxygen oxidoreductase activity. The transcript is spliced from 6 exons. Gene Ontology annotation, biological process: lignin catabolic process. Gene Ontology annotation, cellular component: apoplast. Lineage: Eukaryota; Viridiplantae; Streptophyta; Magnoliopsida; Celastrales; Celastraceae. The coding region runs from base 31 to 1752 and encodes 573 amino acids.
UCACUCUCUCAAAUCAAGAUUGAGAGAGAUAUGGAGCCUCACAACAAGUCAUUAUGCCCUUGCCUUUUCCUUGGCGUCUUCUUAAUCUUUACAUUCCUAGUUUCUUUCACAAAUGCAGAGAUUCAUCGCCAUAAAUUUGUGAUUCAAGCAGUGCCAGUGAAGAGGCUGUGCAGAACCCAUAGCACCAUCACGGUGAAUGGGCAAUUUCCUGGACCAACAUUGGAAGUCCGAGAUGGCGACACACUCAUAAUCAACGCUAUAAACAGAGCUAGAUACAAUGUCACCCUCCACUGGCAUGGAGUACGACAGCUGCGGAAUCCAUGGGCAGAUGGUCCGGCGUAUGUGACCCAGUGUCCAAUUCUACCAGGGAGGAGCUACACAUACCGGUUCACUAUCCGAAACCAAGAGGGGACCUUGUGGUGGCAUGCUCACAGCCGGUGGCUUAGAGCUACUGUUUAUGGGGCUCUAAUCAUCCAUCCUAGAAUGGGUUCUCCAUAUCCAUUCCCAACUCCAAAGAGAGAAAUUCCAAUUCUUCUUGGUGAAUGGUGGGACAGAAACCCCAUGGACGUCCUGAAGCUGGCAACCUUCACAGGAGCGCAACCAAAUAUCUCUGACGCUUACACCAUUAACGGUCAACCUGGCGACCUUUACAGAUGCUCCAAGAAAGAAACUGUAAUAUUCCCAGUGAAUGCUGGGGAAACAAUUCUCCUAAGAAUAAUCAACUCUGCAAUGAAUCAAGAACUCUUCUUUGCCGUGGCCAACCACGCGCUCACUGUAGUUGGAGUUGAUGCUGCCUACACCAGGCCUUUCACUACUAAUGUCAUCAUGAUAGCUCCUGGUCAGACAACCAAUGUCCUCCUCACUGCUAAUCAGCCCCCCGCUCGCUACUACAUGGCAGCACACGCCUAUAACACUGCAAAUGCGCCAUUCGACAAUACAACCACCACCGCAAUCCUUUCAUACAAGUCUGCUCCCCGCGGCGCAACGAGAGGGAAAUCAGCAGCACCAAUUUUUCCACAGUUACCAGGCUUCAAUGACACUGCCACUGCCACUGCAUUCACUGCCAGGAUCAAGAGUCCUUCCAGAGUCAAAGUCCCCACUAGGAUUGAUGAGAACCUUUUCUUCACAGUUGGGUUAGGACUCAUCAACUGCACAAAUCCUAAUAGCCCCAGGUGCCAAGGCCCAAAUGGAACCCGCUUUGCAGCCAGCAUGAACAAUGUCUCUUUCGUUCUCCCAAGAAGAAACUCCUUAAUGCAGGCUUAUUACCAAGGCCAACCUGGUGUCUUCACCACAGAUUUUCCUCCUGUUCCCCCCCUGCAAUUCGAUUAUACCGGCAACGUAAGUCGUGGGCUAUGGCAACCUGUUAAAAGAACAAAGCUCUACAAACUGAAGUUUGGUUCCAAGGUUCAAAUUGUGCUGCAGGGUACAAGUAUAGUCUCAGUUGAGGAUCACCCAAUGCAUUUACAUGGCUACCAAUUCUAUGUAAUUGGUUCGGGGUUUGGUAACUUCAAUCCAGCAAGGGAUACUGCAAACUUCAACCUUAUAGAUCCACCACAGAGGAAUACCAUCGGAACACCUCCUGGUGGAUGGGUAGCCAUCAGAUUCGUGGCUGAUAAUCCAGGUGUGUGGCUGAUGCACUGUCAUCUAGAUUCCCAUCUCGGCUGGGGCUUGGCUAUGGCUUUUCUAGUAGAGAAUGGAGUAGGGAGACUGCAGACCGUGCAGCCUCCACCACUUGAUCUUCCUCGCUGUUAAGAUAGUACGUAGUUCAAUCCAAGCAUGCCGUUACAAGAAUGGUGGUCAUAUUAGACCUUAGAUAUAUCAAUAUUUGUUUGUGUGAAUCUACUGAUGUGGAUCAUUCACCUUCAUUCUCUUCUUCUUCCCUAAAUGAAGUCUUCAAAUGAUUAAUGUUUGUUCAAGUAGCUUGUUUAUUGAUGGAGUGUAUUGUUUCAAGAACCAAAUAAAAAAAAAUUUCUCGUCUUUAUCUA